AUGGCGGUUCGGUUUGGGCGAAGACCGGGCAAUCCAAGGGGCACGCUAGCUCAGGAGCAAGCUCGGCUCGAAGCGGAAACCCCCACGCAACUGCCGUGCGCCGGUGUCAGCGCGGUCAGACAGUCCCCGCCGUGUGCGCGCACGUUCCCGGGCCGCUGCCCGCGCUCCGCCCCGCACCUGCGCAGUCCCCGGCGCGCGCCGCCCCCGCCCCCCGGAGCCCUAGUUCCCGGUCCGGCUCGGGGCGCGCAGGCGUCAGCGGAAGCGCCUUCGCCGGCCGCCUCCUUUUCCUCUCGCGGGGGUCGGGGCCGGCUGGUGGGGCAGGCGCGGGCGGUGUGCCCCGCGCGCUCUCUCGGCAGCACGGAGGCGCCGGGAGCGGCCGAGGCCGCGGGGCCGCCCGCCGCCAGUGGCGCGCCCCUCCCCGAAGCCCCGGAGCCCGGCCCGGCCCUGGCUCAGGCCGCCGCACCGGCCCCGGCCUCGCAGUUCACCCUGUUGGUGAUGCGGCCCUGCGCGGGCCAGGACGAGGCGGGCAGCGCCGGCCGGGGCAAGCCUGGGGGAAACCCGUGUGAAGCGGCGGGGGAUGGCGAAGAGGAGACGGGGGAAGACGACGCGGAUCUGCUGGACACGUCGGACCCCCCCGGGGGAGGCGAGAGCGCGGCGAGUCUGGAGGAUCUGGAGGACGAGGAGACCCACUCCGGGGGCGAGGGCAGCGGCGGGGCAGCCCCGGCGCGGGGCAGCGGUGGGGGCUGCGUGAGCAAGACGUGCACCUACGAGGGCUGCAGCGAGACCACCAGCCAGGUGGCCAAGCAGCGCAAGCCGUGGAUGUGCAAGAAGCACCGCAACAAGAUGUACAAGGACAAGUACAAGAAGAAAAAAAGCGAUCAGGCCCAGAACUGCAGCGGGACCGCCCCGGCCAGCGGCUCCGGUAGCGUCAAGUUGGAGGAAAGUACGGACAACAUACUCUCCAUUGUUAAGCAAAGAUCGGGAUCUUUUGGAGAUAGACCUGCAAGACCAACCCUUUUAGAACAGGUGUUAAAUCAGAAAAGAUUGUCAUUAUUAAGAAGUCCUGAAGUGGUGGAGUUUUUACAGAAACAGCAACAACUAUUAAAUCAGCAAGUUUUGGAGCAGAGACAGCAACAAUUUCCAGGAACAUCAGUGUGAAGAAAUUUAUCGAGAAGUUAUACAUGCUUUUUAUCUUACUGUAAUAUCUGAACACAUUUUUUCAUACUAAAGAUAAGUGGGGUAAGUGAUGCCUGUUGGUCAUAAACAGUCAUUUUCCUGUUAAUGUAUGUGUGCAUUUGGGAUAAAUAAGUAUUGUACUUUGUGCAUUUAUUCUUUUCAGAUUACCACUCAAAGAAAUCUGCCUAUCUUUCCAAAUUAAUAUGUAAUGACAAAAUUUUUAAGCAAAUAUUCCUCUUCAGUCAUUGUUUGCUGGAGGUAAUGAAGCAGUUACUUUCUGUGGAAGUCAAGAAGUUAGUAGAUAUUAAUCUUGGAUCACUGAGCUUAUUGGUUCUCAUCAAGGGGCAGUUGGAAAUGUAUGUGUAUAUUCUUAGCUUAUCUUAAUGACUUUGGAAACUGCUGGUUUCAGGGAGUGGGCCAGGAAUGAUUAGUGUUUUGUAGUAUCUGGAAUGAUCUCACACAACUGCGAAUUAGCCACAAUACUAAUGAUACUCCUUAGUAACACUGGCAGCUACUUGUGAUGAUAAAAUACAGUUGAUCACCUAGAAUUGGGUUCUUGUAUUAAUCUUUUCUUUGCAGUUAAGACUGAUGUUGUCAAAGAGAUAAGCCUAUUUUAUACCUAUAAGGAAACUGAUCACUGUUAAAUAUAUGGAAAUUAGGAUAUGCAUCUCUCUAGAACUAUACUGAAAACCUAAGGGAAGAGUGAAGUACGCUGCAGUAAAUGAUCUCUGAAAGUUGGCUUCUGUAAAUCCAUGUUACAUUUUGGUGUUGAUCUUUUUUUAGCACACUCUCAUAUAUUGAAUUUUUGAACACAGUGUGUGUUUCUCAUCCCAAGAAUACUUGGACAGACUUUUUAAUACUCAUUUCUUUCUUUCUCAAGAAGAGAUGUUGACAAUAAGAAUAAUACUGGAGCAUUUUGUAAAUGUUUUUCAAAAUAAUGUGAUUUUAAGACUUAAUUUCUAAGUAAUGUUCAAAUAAUGAUGGAUUAGUUAUAUAAAUAUAUUUUUACUUGUAUCUUCGCAGAGGUAAACCUUAAAAUCCAAACCUAAUAAGAAUAAUAAGUCACAUGUUAAAAUAUUUUCAGUGUUAGGAUAUUAAAUGUAUGUGUCUCAAGUUUAACUAUACAAAGAAUCUAUUGGUGUCUUGUUUUUUUAAAACUUUUAAAUAUUUAAGUCACAUUUGUUUUAAGAAGUGCUUAAAAAACAAAAGGAUCUUUUUAUUUAUUUUUAUGUGUUUUAUACCUACAUAUCUGUGCAAAGAUGCUUUUACCAAAAUUAUUAUUAAAGUCUACUUGUUUACCCC
Sorex araneus (European shrew) is the source of this 2478-nucleotide messenger RNA. It is a transcript of the gene RFXAP, whose product is annotated as regulatory factor X associated protein. Gene Ontology annotation, biological process: regulation of transcription by RNA polymerase II. The record is from RefSeq and is a predicted model, not a curated record. The transcript has 4 exons. Lineage: Eukaryota; Metazoa; Chordata; Mammalia; Eulipotyphla; Soricidae. Gene Ontology annotation, cellular component: nucleus. Bases 1 to 1158 code for a protein of 385 amino acids.